Molecule: messenger RNA, 1211 nt
Organism: Archocentrus centrarchus (flier cichlid)
Lineage: Eukaryota; Metazoa; Chordata; Actinopteri; Cichliformes; Cichlidae
Gene: ciao2a
Product: cytosolic iron-sulfur assembly component 2A
Exons: 5
Coding region: 109-594 (161 amino acids)
Source: RefSeq, a predicted model, not a curated record
GGGCCCAUCCUCGCUGAUAGAGAUCUGCGGAAGCCCGCGAACGACCGUCCCCGCUUUUCUGCCAAAGGCUCAGCGAAAGGCCCAGUUUAUUAUGGCGUUUUCUAGAAAAUGGAAACCGUGUUCAGCCUCGUCUCGUUAACCGUCACUAAGGUUUUACAGUUCUCCGGACUGGCGGAUAACAGGAAUGCCUUGAGGACGAAAAAGAUGGAGGAGAAAGCGUUAGAAGUGUACGAUGUGAUCAAAUCCAUCCGGGACCCAGAGAAGCCCAACACCCUGGAGGAGCUGGAGGUGGUGACGGAGAAGUGCGUGGAGGUCCAGGACCUUGGAGAGGACGAGUACCUCAUCAUCAUCAAGUUCUCUCCCACCGUCCCUCACUGCUCUCUGGCUACGCUGAUCGGCCUGUGCUUACAAGUGAAGCUCCAGCGAUGUUUGCCAUUUAAACACAAGCUGGAAAUUUACAUUUCAGAAGGAACACAUUCUACUGAAGAAGAUAUUAACAAACAGAUCAACGAUAAGGAGCGAGUGGCGGCCGCCAUGGAGAACCCCAACCUGAGAGAGAUCGUGGAGCAGUGCGUCACUGAGCCCGACGACUGACUGUGUGUGUGCGCGCGUGUGUGUGUGUGUCCACAGUGCCUGAAAAUAACACUCAGAGGACUUGUGAGCACCCUCCUGAAGUCGGAGGCUUUUGUUGGCACCGUGAACUGUGUCGGGGGGAUUCGGGGGUUUGUUUUGGAGGGUCUUCAGGGCGAACACGGAGCCGCGCUGAGCGGUGAAUAACGAGCAGCAUCGGAGGCUGGAAUUAAAUAACAGAUGCGUGUGUUGACUUUCUCAUCAUUCCCUGGCAGAGGGACUCAGUGAACGGCGGCGGGGCCUCGCUGUCGUCUGCUAAAGGUGGCAGGAGAUGCUGUGGGGUGGGGUGGGGCGGGGGGAGCAAACAGGAAACUGUCCUACUUCCAUCUCAUCAUUCAGACUCAUUCUGUGUGGAGAGACCGAAUCUGUGACUUUAUCUGCUUUUAUCUAAAAAAAGAGGAAGAAGCACAGAGCUGUUUCCUCCUUUUCUUCUACUGAUUGUUUUUUGCUGUUUGUCCUUUUCUAAAUGCACUUAUCAGGAUUUAUCUGACAGAAAAAGACUUUUGGAGGUGAUUAUAUUUUAAUAAGAUGUAAAAGUCUCAUUUACAGAAUAAUCGAGUAAUAAAAUUUGAUUAAAAGUG